AUGCCGCCCAUCUCUCUCUCUGUCUCUCUCUCUGUGUCUGUGUCUCUCUCUCUCUUUUUCUGUACUAUCCCACCUCCCUCUCUCUACCCCUCUUUUCUCUCUCUCUCCCUCCCUCCCUCCCCUCUUUCUCUUACCUCCCUCUCUCUUCUCUCCCCUUCUCUCUCCUUCCAUCUCAUCCCCAUCUCUAUUUUAAGCAUCUAUAAUUAUUUUCUCGAUCUCUCACUCUCUCUGAUUUCUCUCUCAUCUAUAAUUAUUUUCUCUCGAUCUCUCACUCUCUCUGAUUCUCUCUCUUCACGAACAGACUAUCCCACCCUCCCUCUCUCUACCCCUCUUUCUCUCUCUCUCUCUCCCUCCCUCCUCCCCUCUUUCUCUCAACUCUCCUCUCCCCAUCUACCUCCCUCUCUCUUCUCUCCCCCUUCUCUCUCCUUCCAUCUCAUCCCCCUCUCUAUUUUAAGCAUCUAUAAUUAUUUUCUCUCGAUCUCUCUCUCUCUGAUUCUCUCUCUACUCCUCUCUCUACCCCUUUCUCUCUCUCUCUCUCCCUCCCUCCCUCCCUCUUUCUCUCCAACUCUCCCUCCCCAUCUACCUCCCUCUCUCUCUCUCUCUCUCCUUCAUCUCAUCCCCCCCUUUUCAUCUAUAAUCUCGAUCUCUCCUCUCUCUAUUCUCUCUCUGUCCAUUUCUCCAAUUCAGAUUAUUCCAUAUAAACAGUCACGAACAGACUAUCCCACCCUCCCCUCUCUACCCCUCUUUCUCUCUCUCUCUCCCUCCUCCCUCUUUCUCCAACUCUCCCUCUCCCCUCUACCUCCCCUCUCUUCUCUACUAUCCCUCCCCCCCUCUCUACCCCUCUUUCUCUCUCUCUCUCUCCCUCCCUCCCUCCCCUCUUUCUCUCCAACUCUCCCUCUCCCCAUCUACCUCCCUCUCUUCUCUCCCCUUCUCUCUCCUUCCAUCAUCCCCCUCUCUAUUUUAAGCAUCUAUAAUUAUUUUCUCUCGAUCUCUCCUCUCUCUGAUUCUCUCUCUUGUCCAUCCCACCCUCCCUCUCAGAUUCUUUCUCUCUCUCUCUCCCUCCUCCCCUCUUUCUCUCCAACUCUCUCUCCCCAUCUACCUCCCUCUCUUCUCUCCCCUUCUCUCUCCUUCCAUCUCAUCCCCCUCUCUAUUUUAAGCAUCUAUAAUUAUUUUUCUCGAUCUCUCCUCUCUCUGAUUCUCUCUCUGUCCAUUUCUCCAAUUCCUAUCCCCCUCCCUCUCUCUACCCCUCUUUCUCUCUCUCUCUCUCCUCCUCCCUCCCCUCUUUCUCUCAACUCUCCCUCUCCCCAUCUACCUCCCUCUCUCUUCUCUCCCCUUCUCUCUCCUUCCAUCUCAUCCCCCUCUCUUUUCAUCUAUAAUUAUUUUCUCUCGAUCUCCUCUCUCUCUGAUUUCUCUCUAUUAUUCCAUAUAAACACAUCUAUAAUUAUUUUCUCUCGAUCUCUCACUCUCUCUGAUUCUCUCUCUGUCCAUUUCUCCAAGAUUAUUCCAUAUAAACAGUCACGAACAGACUAUCCCACCCUCCCUCUCUCUACCCCUCUUUCUCUCUCUCUCUCCUCCCUCCCUCUUUCUCUCCAACUCUCCUCUCCCCAUCUACCUCCCUCUCUCUUCUCUCCCCUUCUCUCUCCUUUCUCAUCCCCCUCUAUUUUAAGCAUCUAUAAUUAUUUUCUCUUCUCUCCUCUCUCUGAUUCUCUCUCUACUAUCCACCCUCCCUCUCUCUCCCCCUCUUUCUCUCUCUCCCUCCCCCCUUUCUCUAGCAAUCACCUCCCUCUCUUCUCUCCCCCUCUCUCCUUCCAUUCAUCCCCUCUCUAUUUUCUUCACCCCCCUCCUCUCUCUUUUUAA
Molecule: messenger RNA, 1857 nt
Organism: Acanthosepion pharaonis
Lineage: Eukaryota; Metazoa; Mollusca; Cephalopoda; Sepiida; Sepiidae
Source: the annotation of a GenBank genome assembly